This is a messenger RNA of Penicillium griseofulvum, 1071 nucleotides long. Its product is annotated as TauD/TfdA dioxygenase family protein. Bases 1 to 1071 code for a protein of 356 amino acids. NCBI's taxonomy places the organism in Eukaryota, Fungi, Ascomycota, Eurotiomycetes, Eurotiales, Aspergillaceae. Gene Ontology annotation, cellular component: cytoplasm. Gene Ontology annotation, molecular function: 2-oxoglutarate-dependent dioxygenase activity. The record is from RefSeq and is a predicted model, not a curated record. The transcript is spliced from 10 exons.
AUGGCUCAUCUCGAGGCUCGCAAGCAUAUUUCAACGGACUCGGGGUUUCCCAUUACACUUCAUCCUCAUUUCAACGAGAAAAUCAAGGACCAUGUGCCACCAGAGCCACCCCGCGAGCCAUUUACCCCGCCCAAGGACCGGGCAUUCUUUGCAGACCCAGAGAAGAAGGCGCUAUUCUCUGUGGCGAAGCAGGUUGACUUAACUGAGUCGAUUGGAACUGUUCUUGAGAAUGUGCAAUUGUCGCAGCUGAACGAGACUCAGUUGGAUGAAUUGGCACUUCUUGUUACUGAGCGGGGAGUUGUGUUUUUCCGGGAACAGGAUCUUACUACCGAGAAACAGGUUGAACUAUUCCAGCAUUAUGGUAUAUUGGAUAAACACCCUGCUCAAAAGUUCGUGAAUAUCAAAGGUAGCCGCGAGGAUCACCGUGAAAUCCUAAGCUACACCCCUUGGCCUAGUGGGGAUUUUCACGCUGAUACCUCGUUUGAGAUCAAUCCACCGACCUACUCCCUACUAAGAAUGGAAGAGCAUCCCGAAGUCGGCGGCGACACAGCCUGGGUAUCCCAAUAUGGCAUAUAUGACGCGCUAAGCAACGCAUACAAAAGGUUCCUCGAUGGCCUUCACGCCGUUCAUACCUCGAGGCUGCAGUAUGAUACCAUCAUCGAUCUAUGGGGUGCAGCUCCUAAUCGCCCUCCAAUCGAUACACACCACCCAGCCGUACGCACGCACCCAGUCACUAAAUUGAAGGCGCUGAAUGUCAAUCCUGGAUUUGUGACUGGGUUUGCUGAGCUCAAGAAAGUUGAAUCUGACAAAGUGCUCGAUUUCUUGGCAUAUCAUAUUCAUUCAGCAGAUGACCACUACGUUCGUUGGAAAUGGGCUGUCGGGAGUGUUGCUAUGUGGGAUAAUCGGUGUACACUUCACCGGGUUAUCCCUGGUACAUACAAAGGAGCUAGAAGGGGUAUUCGGACUACUGUUUUUGGUGAGAUACCAUAUCUCGAUCCUACCAGUGAGAGUCGUGCGGAGCGGAAGUUACGCGAGGAACAUCAGGAUGGUGAGGAUGUUGUCGUAGUUUAA